This is a messenger RNA of Rattus norvegicus (Norway rat), 4375 nucleotides long. NCBI's taxonomy places the organism in Eukaryota, Metazoa, Chordata, Mammalia, Rodentia, Muridae. The record is from RefSeq and is a predicted model, not a curated record.
GCUAAGGUCAGACACGUUCAGACAGCCUUCAGUCAACACACAGGCUGUGUGCAGGAGGUUUGAUGUUGCCCCCUGACCCCAGAGGAGGGGAGAGCAAGCUGUUUGAAGGUGAAGACCAACCUCAGUUGACACCAGUGAGGCCCGUAGGGUGGGGACCACGGACACCCUCACUGUCGCCAACCACCUCUGACCAAAGCUAGCUCGUAGCCUCCCUCCUCGCCCCAAGUCUUCCAUCACAGUCCUGGCUAUGGGAAGGGAAGGGAAGGGGAUGGGGUUUUGCCAACACAAUGUGUGGUAAAAAUAUAUCUCUUUUUAAAGAGAGAUCACGAAACCUGAAGACUGGAGAUGGGUAACUUGUAAUUAUCCCCUGCUUUGGGCGGAGAAUUCUAAUAGUUUUCAGAAAAACACGGAGUGUGUUCUCCAGGAUAAAAAGGGACCGGCUUGGCAUGCCAUCAUACAUAUCCAGGCCCUCCCUACCCUAGAAGAGAAAGCUCCUUCCUUCCUUCCUUCCCCACCCCCUGCCCCCAUUAGCCUUGAACACUGUCAGAGGCUCUCAGGAUGCAAGGCUGUGGAAACGGCUUCAUCAGACCCCACCCAGGAUCUGCUAGAGAAAGGGCCAGGAGGCGCUGGGUGGGCAGGAGAUGGUCUCAAACCCAGACACAAAGAGUCAUGUCCUUGCUCUCUCUUUGAGGGAGAGCUUUGAAUUGGUAAGGGCACCUUGGUCUCUGCCAGUAUCCUUUUUAAAAAAAAGUUAUUUGUUGUAUAUAAGUACACUGUAGCUGUCUUCAGACACACCAGAAAAGAGCAUCAGAUCUCAUUACAGAUGGUUGUGAGCCCCCAUGUGGUUGCUGGGAUUUGAACUCAGGACCUCUGGAAGAGCAGUCAGUGCUCUUAACCGCAGAGCCAUCUCUCCAGCCCCUCUACUGUGGUAGAUAUCACUGAACUGAAGUGAUGCAACCCCAAUUUUAUCUGGGUACACAGUGAUCAGGUAUACAGACCUCCUUCCCCAGCAUUCCAUGGGGGACAGAACCCUAAGACUAAGCUCUGUCUGAUAGGAUACUAGUGGAAAGUAUGGGCCGCCUGCGAGAUGUGUUCUUCAAAGGGGGAUAUCUACUGUGUUCACUUAGUUCUGGUGCUGUAAUACAGGGAAAACCACACACACACACACACACACACACACACACACACACACGAGUUAUUCAGCUUAUACUUCACAGCCCCAUCCCAGAGAGAAGUGACCUUAGAAGCUGAAUCAGAGACCUUGUAGAAUGCCAUUUACCCUCCCAUGCUCACCCAGCUUCUUGAUAUAUGGGGCCCAGGACAAUGAGCCUAGGAAUGGUGCUGCCCACAGUGGUCCGUGUUCUCUCGAAUCAGUCAGCAAUCACGAUAUUCUCUCAUGGUGUGUUCACAACCGAUCCACUCUGGGCAAUCCUCAGUUGACAGAUGAAGCUACCCACCCCUUCCCUCAUCCCCAUCCCCAUCCCCAACCUUUACUCCUCCUUCCUUUGAGGAGUGCACUCGUGAUAGGUAGAAUUCCAGCAACCUUUCUAAAACUCAAGGCAAACCCACAAACAGGCUAUAAAUGGCAGAGCGACAGGAUAAAAAGAACCUGGGUGACUGACAGCACCAAGUCUGGGGUACCUGCCAACCAUUUGCAAGCAAGAGCAACAACAAAAACAAUAACAAAAAGGCACAUCUGCACCGUCUAGUCUACGGCCACAGGUGCUGACGGUAGGCCCAAUGUUGAAAAUUAGCUUGGAAUCUUUUCUUUUCUUUUUUCUUUUUUUAAGAAAAAAUUUUUUGAAAAACAAAUUAUGAUUUAUUUAUUGGGGCUGGAGAGAUAGUUCAGAGGUUAAGAGCACUGAAUCCUCUUCCAGAGGCCCUGAGUUCAAUUCCCAGCAACCACAUGGUGGCUCACAACCAUCUGUAAUGGGAUCUGAUGCCCUCUUCUGGCCUGCAGGGUAUAUGCAGAUAGAGCCCUCACAUACCUAAAAUCAAUCAAUAAAUAAAUCUUUCAUAGUCUUAAGAUUUAUAUAUUAUGUAUAGAGUACUCUGCGGGUUGAGGGACAUUUUUAGAGGGGUCGCCUAAGACCCUUGGAAAGCACAGAUCUUUACAUUACGUUACAGUUACAUAACAGUAGCCAAAUCCCAGUCAGGAAGUGUUGACGAAGGUAAUUCCUAUGGCUGGGGAAUCACCACAGCGUGAGGAACUGUAUUAAAAGGUUGCAGAGUUAGGACAGUUGAGAACCGCUGACCUAGGAGGCCCUGACUCCUUCCAGGUCUGCUAAUGUAAGGAACAGAAGGGAAGACCUGUAAAGGAUGCUCAAGAAAGAAGCGAGGAAAGCGGGCAUGUCCUGAAGCCCGGUUAAGUCUGAAGCCACCUUGGCCAGGGAUCAAGCAAGACCCCCUGGGCAACAGGCGGUUGGUGAGCAGGCACCACCUAGUGGUCAGUCUCCAAAAUGACAUCUCUAGGGAACUGGGGCAAUGUCCCCCAACAGGCCAGGUUGAGAGCUUGUUUAAAAGCCACCUUAUUUAUUUUGGGUGCCACAGGCAGUGCAGUUUCUGUUUUCCUUGGCUGGUUCUGCAGGCACUGUUUUUCCUCCCUGGAAGUCAUAAAAAGCACUUGGAAAUGUUAAAGUUUUCCCAAGCUGUGCGGAUCUGGCCUGAUGGUGGCCUGCCUGGUGACCUUUUCAGGCUCCGAGAGAGCCCCAGGCCUGGCCACAGUGCUGGGACCUGCCACCCCCACCCCUAAAAGUGCCCCACGGCUGCUGGGAGCAUGGCGGAGGCUUCUGUGGACCUGGGCACGGGAGACAACCUGGAGCAGAAGAUCCUGCAGGUGUUGAGUGAUGCUGGUAGUCCUGUGCAGAUCGACCAGCUGUUGAAGAAGUUACAAGUGCCCAAGAAAAUCCUCAACCAAGUCCUUUACCGCCUGAAGAAAGAGGGCCGAGUGUCCUCGCCGGCGCCAGCGACGUGGUCCUUAGGUGGAGAUGGGGCUUCCGGAGAUGGGGCUCCCGAGAUCCCUGAGGACUCCGCUGCCCAGCCUAGCCUUGAAGAAAGGAUAUUAAGAUUCCUGGAGACUAAAGGGCCCCAGAGGGCCCUGCAUAUCGCCAAGGCUCUGGGAAUGACGACGGCCAAAGAAGUGAACCCCAUCCUGUAUUCCAUGAGGAAUAAGCACCUUCUGACCGUGUCUGACACACAGAUGUGGACCAUCUACCGCUCAAGCCAGGAAGGCCAAGAGCGAGCUUGUUCCGGAGUCGGACAAGAGUCCCCUGCGGUUAUUUACCAGCAAAAUCCGAUCAACAUGAUCUGCCAACAAGGACCCAACAGCCUCAUCUCUAUUUCCAACUCAAAAGCCAUCCAGAUUGGCCAUGGGAAUGUUAUGUCAAGACAGACAAUCUGUGGUGACCCAGGUCCCGGGACUCCUCACCACGCCCCUCUACCCGUGCUAGAGGAUGCUGCUGCUCAGGACACGCCCCCUGGUACCCACGGAGCUCAACUCAUCCACCUGAACAAGUCCAUGCUCCGACGUGUGCAGCUCGGCCACGGCAACGAGAUGAACCUCGAGAGGGAUCCAGUGGAACACCCCAUUUUCAGCUUUAGUAGUAGCCCCCCAGAGUCAACCACCACUGCAGACCCAGAAACUGCAUUCAACAUGCAAACACCUGAGCCAGGCCCUCACCCUGAGGGAGGCACAACCCAGAUAGUCCACAUCAAAUCCUGCUUGCUAGAGGACACGACCGUCGGCAACAACAACAAGAUGACCAUCCACCGUAGGUCAAAGGGUGGAGCCAAGGAGUCUGCAGACAGCCAAGAACUGAAAGAAGACACAGGUGCAAGUUCUGAAGCCACGCCACCCAGAAGCUGCUUGCACACACCCAGCGACUCCACCCUGCUCACCUCUGAGCUGACAGCUAUGGCUCUGGGAGAUGGCAGCCCCCAGAUCACAGAAUCUAUGCUUAGAGAGGAUGAAGUGCAGGCCGCAGAAACCUGUCAGACGCAGGACUGAGGCCAGAAAGCAAUGGAGCCACAAGACCAUAGACCUCUCUGCCACCAUGAGCCAAACCAACCUUUCCUGCCUCAAGAUCAAUGAAUCAAUCAAUACAUCGAUCAGUCAACCAUAUGAGCCAGUUGUACCACUCCUGGGUGUUCACCGGAAGGGAAAAGUCAACACAGAGAGACGUCUGCAUAUCCAUGCAGACGGUGGUCCUGUUCCCAGCAGAUAAGAGAUGGAACCAACCUUGCUGUCCCGCAGUAAAAGAUGGGCGAAUGUGGAGUAGCACACAGCCAUGAAAAAUACUGAGGUUGUCAUUGGCUGGAAGAAGAUGACACCAGAGACCACCACGUUAAGUGAAUGAAAGCCAUCUUAGAAUGACAA